AGGCGCACAAGCUUUGUCCUUUACAGGCCACUGUACGGGUUCUCAUCCGGUUCGCUGUGAUGGAAAGAGCCGGGAGUUCCUCAGAGUCUCUUCGCUAUGCUGAGUACGCAGCUAGAAACAGCGGAGGCAGCAACGGGCCGGAUAUAAACAAGGGGCUGGCCAGAUCUAUCAUAGCUGUUGGUCUUGGUGUUGCAGCUGUUGCGUUUGCAGGUCGCUAUGCAUUCCACCUCUGGAAACCACUAGAACAAGUCAUCACAGAAACAGCAAGAAAAAUUUCAGCUGCUAAUCUUUCUUCCUAUUAUAAAGGCGGAUUUGAACAGAAAAUGAAUCGGCGAGAAGCUAGUCUUAUUUUAGGCGUAAGUCCAUCCGCUAGUAAAACCAAGAUUAGAACUGCCCACAGACAAAUCAUGAUUUUGAAUCACCCUGAUAAAGGUGGCUCUCCGUACUUAGCAACAAAAAUCAAUGAAGCAAAAGAUUUGUUGGAAUCAAGCUGUAAACAUUAAGACCCCAGGAUUUCUGUUUUGAGAAACUUUUUAUUAUGCCUAGGGAACCUCAAAUAGGCUAUUCAACAACUUCCCAUGUAGCUGCUUUCCAUUCUGUAUUAAAUGGUGCUAGAACUAGUCUUCAGCUGCAGUAUCAUUAAUAGAGUUUUAAGAAUAUUUGAAGAUGCAAUUUGAAGUAUUUAAUAAUAAAAGUCAAUUUUGCAUUAAAAACCUCA
Molecule: messenger RNA, 718 nt
Organism: Elgaria multicarinata webbii
Lineage: Eukaryota; Metazoa; Chordata; Lepidosauria; Squamata; Anguidae
Gene: DNAJC15
Product: DnaJ heat shock protein family (Hsp40) member C15
Exons: 6
Coding region: 60-503 (147 amino acids)
Biological process (GO): protein import into mitochondrial matrix
Cellular component (GO): PAM complex, Tim23 associated import motor
Molecular function (GO): ATPase activator activity
Source: RefSeq, a predicted model, not a curated record